Ostrea edulis (European flat oyster) is the source of this 2934-nucleotide messenger RNA. Its product is annotated as angiopoietin-related protein 1-like. NCBI's taxonomy places the organism in Eukaryota, Metazoa, Mollusca, Bivalvia, Ostreida, Ostreidae. The coding region runs from base 23 to 1312 and encodes 429 amino acids. The record is from RefSeq and is a predicted model, not a curated record. The transcript has 3 exons.
ACACAACAUCGAUCUUAACACAAUGUGUCACACUCACAAACAGCUGUGCACACUACUCGCAGUUUUCUCAUUGGCAUCCGGGUUCAUUAACGACCCACUUGAUACCACCACGUUACGCACCACCACCACCACCACCACCACCACACCACGACCCGUGACGGAACAUCCAUCCCAACCCUCCAAUCCGGGAGAAAUUCCGUCGGCAUUCAAGAACCAGUUGGAUAAAAUGCAAGACGACUUGGACGAACUUGCGAAGCAAAACUCUGCCCUCAAGUUACAAGUGACGUCAUUAGAAAAUGACGUAACAACACUGAUUCAACUGCAGGAAAGAGUACGGACUCUCGAGGAAGACAACAUUAUAACCAAAAGAAAACUAGCCGCCAUUCAAAGCAGCGGAAGUCUGACGACGAGGGUACAGACUCUAGAAGCUUCAGAACCAGAAAUAAAAGCGGACAUAUCAAAUCUUAAGCUUGAGCUUGGAACCCAUUCGAGAGCGUUUAACUCCGUCACGCAAGCGAUUCAAAAGUCUAUAGACAACGUGAAACAGACCGUUGAUAAGCUGGUCUCGGGGAGUUCAGUCACCCCAAUUCAUCCAGGAGGACAGGUACCCAUCACCACGCAUGCGUCAGGAACUGUCACGCCGGCAAAGACCACGCCCCUUACAACAGUACUGCAUGAUUGUCUGGAUGUCUAUGCCCAAGCUCAGACACCCGGAGUCUUCACUAUUCAACCUCCACAAUCCCCACGACCAUUUAAAGUUUUCUGUGACCAUGGUUGGACUAUAAUACAGAAAAGAAUAGAUGGUACAACUUAUUUCUCCGGUCCAUUCAGGACUUGGUCUGAUUUUGUUGGAGGAUUCGGAAAUGUGUCUGCAGAGCAUUGGUUAGGCAAUGAAAACGUAUACAAUAUUCUGGCGCAAACUGACUAUGGCCUUAGGGUGGAGGGUGUGGGGUACAGCGGUAAAUUAUACUGGGCUCAGUACAGCAAUUUUACAAUAGAAAACGAAAGGAAUUACUACCGCAUUCAUGUCUCUGGAUAUACGGGUAACUUCGACGACACUAUGGAAACAGCCAAUGGAAAUGCAUUUGUUACACAGGAUCAUCCGGGCACCGUUCGUUUCUUUUUGGAUUGUUCUGGGUACACUGCUAGUGGGUGGUGGGCCAACACCACGACGGCUGUCUCAAACUGUGGAUAUGACUUAAACGCCAUGUAUAUGAAAACUGGUAGUUAUUGUAUGAGUUUCGCUGGCAUCUGUGUCAAAAGUUCUGUGAUGAAAAUCAUUCCGAGUUCCACGCUCCCAGUGAGCCCUUGAUUUGUCAUCACGUACAGAGAACCUUGUAUCGUAUUGUACAGUGUUUACAAUCUUAAAUUGUACUGUGCUGAUGAAAUCAAGCAUAGAGAAGACGAACUAUUAGCUACUGUCUUUGUAUAAAGAUAUGAUCUGGAGGAAAUACUGCUAACGUUUUUACAAGUGACUUUUGAAACCUAAAAUUAAAUCAAGGAUACAACUAAUCAUUGCCCUGCUGAUAUAACUAAUUAUCGCCCUGCUGAUAUAACUAAUUAUCGCCCUGCUGAUAUAACUAAUUAUCGCCCUUUGGUGUAACUAAGUAUCGCUCUAAUACAGCUAAUCAUCACACUGCUGAUAUAACUAAUUAUCGCCCUUUGGUGUAACUAAGUAUCGCCCUGUUGAUACAGCUAAUCAUCACACUGCUGAUAAAACUAAUCAUCGCCCUGCUGAUAUAACUAAUUAUCGCCCUUUGGUGUAACUAAGCAUCGCCCUGUUGAUACAGCUAAUAAUCACACUGCUGAUAUAACUAAUCAUCGCCCUGCUGAUAUAACUAAUUAUCGCCCUUUGGUGUAACUAAGUAUCGCUAUAAUACAGCUAAUCAUCACACUGCUGAUAUAACUAAUUAUCACACUUCUGAUAUAACUAAUUAUCGCCCUGCUGAUAUAACUAAUCAUCGCCCUGCUGAUAUAACUAAUCAUCGCCCUGCUGAUAUAACUAAUCAUUGUCCUGCUGAUAUAACUAAUCAUCGCCCUGCUGAUAUAACUAAUCAUCGCCCUGCUGAUAUAACUAAUCAUCGCCCUGCUGAUAUAACUAAUCAUCGCCCUGCUGAUAUAACUAAGUAUCACCCUGCUGAUAUAACUAAUUAUCGCCCUGCUGAUAUAACUAAUUAUCGCCCUGCUGAUAUAACUAAGUAUCACCCUGCUGAUAUAACUAAUUAUCGCCCUGCUGAUAUAACUAAUUAUCGCCCUGCUGAUAUAACUAAUUAUCGCCCUGCUGAUGUAACUAAUCAUCGCCCUGCUGAUAUAACUAAUCAUCGCCCUGCUGAUAUAACUAAUCAUCGCCCUGCUGAUAUAACUAAUUAUCACACUGCUGAUAUAACUAAUCAUCACACUGCUGAUAUAACUAAUCAUCACACUGCUGAUAUAACUAAUCAUCACACUGCUGAUAUAACUAAUUAUCACACUGCUGAUAUAACUAAUCAUCACACUGCUGAUAUAACUAAUUAUCACACUGCUGAUAUAACUAAUUAUCACACUGCUGAUAUAACUAAUCAUCACACUGCUGAUAUAACUAAUCAUCACACUGCUGAUAUAACUAAUCAUCGCCCUGCUGGUUCGAAGUUUUCUUCUGCAUUUUCCAAUGCACAGCUUUGUUUUCCAUCCUUCCCAUAUGACCACGAUUUGAACAAUCUACACUACCCGAGGAUGUUUGGCUGAAUAACAAUAUCACUUAUCAAUGCCCUGCUGUUCUUGAGAACAGUUUCCCUACAUAUCCUCAUGAAUUUAAAACUGUGAUUCCCUACUGUAACCCCACCCUACCUCCAGGGGUUAUGAUCUAUCCACUUUCACAUUAGGGUUUUUUUCUGGUCCAGUUGUUCUUAAUAUUUUUAAAAGAUGCUACCAUAUUUUCACUAUUUCUCAAUUAUA